UAAAUACUUAGUUGACAGUGCAGUUUUGCCAUUUAGAAUUUGCCGGCACAGCGAGCGCUUUUAAUUGUGUAAACAGGAGGCAAUUUAUAAAGUUGUUGUUGGUGAUAGCAAGUUGCUGCGCUUAUCUGCAUAUCGGGGCUGAACAAUGAAAUAUUACGUAUGUUUCAUCGUCGUUGCGGCGGCAAUUUGCGCCGCGAAUGCGAUUCUAGGUCCACAGCCUCGCCGUCGUUCCUUUAUUAAUCCCUAUCCACGACUCAAGUUGUUCACAGACAACGUUGAUCCUGGCGAGCCGCUCUUCCUGACGUCCUUCAUCCGUAAUGCCUCGUUGCCAAGGCAAGACGUACAACAGAUGGCUCAGGUUGUGGGCACACAGUUUCAUGGCGUUGAGAGCUAUGCGGGCUAUCUAACCGUUGAUCCCAACUACAACUCAAACAUGUUCUUUUGGUAUUUCCCCGCUGAGCAGGAUCCGGACAAUGCGCCCGUAAUUUUGUGGCUGCAAGGUGGUCCCGGUGCCUCUUCCCUUUUCGGGUUGUUUACUGAGAACGGCCCACUGGAGGUGGAUGCGCAUGGCAAGCCGCAAAAGCGCAAAUACUCGUGGAGCACAACGCACAAUCUAAUCUACAUCGACAAUCCUGUGGGCACCGGCUUCAGUUUUACCGAUCAGGAUGCAGGUUAUGCCCGCAAUGAACGCGAUGUGGGCCGCAAUUUGCACGAAGCCGUCAUGCAGCUGUACGAGCUGUUUCAAUGGAGCAAUUCUACGGGCUUUUGGGUCACAGGUGAAUCAUAUGCCGGCAAAUAUGUGCCAGCAUUGGCAUACCACAUCCACAAAGUGCAAAGCGCCAUUGAGCAGCGUGUCUAUAUUCCACUGAAGGGAAUGGCUAUUGGAAAUGGGCUUUCGGAUCCGUUGCAUCAGCUGAAGUAUGGCGAUUAUCUCUAUCAGUUGGGACUAAUCGAUGACAACGCCCUGAUUCAGUUCCAUGACGCUGAAGCUAAGGGUGCGGCCUGCAUCAAGAGACACGACAUGGACUGCGCUUUCGAAGUCUUCGAUACCCUUAUACUGGGUGAUCUCACUAAUGGCUCGCUCUUUUCCAAUCUAACCGGGUAUACUUGGUACUAUAAUUACCUAAAAACUGAAGACGACGGCUCCGGUAUAAAGAUGGGCGAAUUUCUGCAGUCGGGCGUUACACGUCGGGCCAUCCAUGUGGGCAACAAGACCUUCCACGAUCUAGACAAGGAGAACAAAGUCGAGGAGUUCUUGAAACGCGAUGUCAUGGACACGGUGGCCCCUUGGGUGGCGGAGCUCCUGCAGCAUUACACCACCUGCAUCUACAAUGGCCAAUUGGACAUAAUUGUCGCCUAUCCACUGACGCGCAAUUAUCUGAAUCACUUAAAGUUUCCCGGCUCCGAUCGCUAUAAGGUGGCUCCCCGAGAGAUUUGGCGUGUUGAUGGCGAAAUCGCUGGCUUUGUGAAGCACGCCGGACAUCUGGUCGAGAUAAUGGUCCGUAACGCUGGGCAUAUGGCGCCCCACGAUCAGCCUAAAUGGAUGUAUGAGAUGAUCAAUCAUCUCACACACUACAAGCACUAGAUUAUAAAUUGCAAUGGGCCCGCGAGCUUUAAACAAUAUUACACACUUUGUUAUCUGAUCAAAUUUUAUAACAUGGGUUAUGCAAUAAAAUAUAAAUGUAAUUUUUAAAAGAAA
Molecule: messenger RNA, 1699 nt
Organism: Scaptodrosophila lebanonensis
Lineage: Eukaryota; Metazoa; Arthropoda; Insecta; Diptera; Drosophilidae
Product: venom serine carboxypeptidase
Exons: 2
Coding region: 146-1585 (479 amino acids)
Biological process (GO): proteolysis
Molecular function (GO): serine-type carboxypeptidase activity
Source: RefSeq, a predicted model, not a curated record